Molecule: messenger RNA, 1206 nt
Organism: Talaromyces amestolkiae
Lineage: Eukaryota; Fungi; Ascomycota; Eurotiomycetes; Eurotiales; Trichocomaceae
Exons: 4
Coding region: 1-1206 (401 amino acids)
Molecular function (GO): dioxygenase activity
Source: RefSeq, a predicted model, not a curated record
AUGGCACCUGCAGCUCCAUUCAAUCCCCCUUCAGUAGAUCUGCCUGGCAAGCCCUUCGUGCCGGAAUGGAUUCCCCCCUCAAUUACAAAAGAGACGCACAACUUCGCUCAGCUCAAAUCUAUUGAUCUUUCUUUGCUCGAUAGUGAAGACCCAGCAGUCGUUGAUGAGCUAAUCCAGAAAGUAAAAGUUGCUAUUCGUGAUGAUGGAUUUCUCUUUCUUGAGAACUAUGGAGUUUCUUUGGAACAGCUUCAUCGCCAAUUCUCUCUUGCCCGAUAUCUUUAUAACAAUAUUUCGGAAGAAGAUAAGGAACGUCUUCUCUUUGACCCUGAUACUGGAAUGUGGUCCGGUUACAAGCAUCCAUAUGGUUUCAAGCGUCACCGUGGUGUUCCUGACGGCAUCGAACAGUUCAACUGGUACAACCGCGAAUGGCGAGACAUCAACCGCAUCCCCAAAUGUCUACACCCCUUCAUGGACGAAAUCGAAGCCUUCUGCAACUAUUUGACCAAGUCCGUCAAUCGACGACUUCUUACCCUUUUCUCACGCGUUUUGGAGUUAUCGGAUGAUUACCUUUGGGACAAUGUACAAUCCCACGGAAGUCCGACUGGCGAAGGCUACUUCCGCCAUGCCCUCUUCCGACCUGUACAAAAGCAGACCGCAGAAUCAUCCAAAGGACUUCGUAUGCACGGCCACACAGACUUCGGCUUGACUACUUUACUUUUCUCUGUCCCUAUCUCGUGCUUGCAGAUCUGGGGCCGCGAUGAGGAAUGGCACUAUGUGCCCUACAAGCCGGGUGCUCUUGUUGUCAACAUUGGCGAUACUUUGGAGAUUGUCUCUGGAGGCCACUUCAAGGCAACUCGUCACCGCGUAUUCAAGCCUCCUGCUGAUCAAUUGAAUGAAGAGCGUCUUUCUUUGGUUCUUUUCAAUAGCUCUGUUGGAGACUUGAGAAUGGCACCUGCCAAAGAUUCUCCCCUGAUCCAACGAGAAGGUUGCGUCGAAGAACAAGGCGUCUACAAAGAAUUCAAGAACCGUACUGCCCAGGGCAAACUCGUACCCACCAACCGUGAAUGGCGGGAGAUUCAGAUUGCCACGGCCACUGACCCUACAGAUACAGUGCGCAACAGAGUCGGAGCUGACCAAGUCUUGAUUGAUGGAAAGCUCAUGCAGCAACGAGAAUACAUGGGUGUCAAAGUCGUUCUUCCUGUUUAG